This is a messenger RNA of Syzygium oleosum, 724 nucleotides long. Its product is annotated as dual specificity phosphatase Cdc25. Lineage: Eukaryota; Viridiplantae; Streptophyta; Magnoliopsida; Myrtales; Myrtaceae. Gene Ontology annotation, molecular function: protein tyrosine phosphatase activity. Gene Ontology annotation, cellular component: nucleus; cytoplasm. The transcript has 3 exons. The record is from RefSeq and is a predicted model, not a curated record. The coding region runs from base 77 to 469 and encodes 130 amino acids.
UAGUGAGUCCGCAAAGCCCUCGCUCGUUCCCCAGAAAAUCUGGAAUCAGAAGAACCGGAGACCCAAGAGACAGAGUAUGGCGCGCAGCAUCUCCUACGUCACCGGCGCCCAGCUUCUAUCACUGCGGCGCCGCCCCAACAUCGCCAUCGUCGACGUCCGGGACGAGGAGAGGAGCUACGACGGCCACAUACCGGGGUCCCUGCACUACGCGAGCGGCAGCUUCUCCGACAAGAUCGCCGAUCUCGUUCGGGACGUCGAGGGGAAGGACACCCUCGUUUUCCAUUGCGCCCUAAGCCAGGUACGCGGCCCAACUUGUGCAAGGACGCUAGCCAAUUAUCUCAAGGAGAUAAAGGAAGAUGGAGGAAUCAAAGACAUUUUAGUGCUUGAACGUGGCUAUAAUGGAUGGGAAGCAUCGGGGAGGCCCAUAUGUCGCUGCACCGACGUCCCGUGUAAGGGUCAUAGUGGAUAGUCAUGGACGAUGAUGUAGCAUGUUGUAUUAGGAAGCUCCUCGAUGUGUGGCCAUUCUACAAGCACUCUUUGUUCUUUAAGACACCGCCUGCUGGUCAUAAGUCUUAGAUCAAUUGUUAUACUUGCUGGUCUGACAGAGAAUAUUGAUUUUCCUUACAUGCAAUGGCCAAAGCGCAAUACCAGAUAAUCCGAUGUCGUUGGAUCUAAUUGGGUUUGGCUGCGGCGAAACAUAUGAAACGCGAAAGAUACGAAGCUA